AUCGUUUUCUUCUUCUGUAUUAAAUUUUCAAACUGCUCUUUCUACGUGAUCGCUGUUUGAUGUCUUUGAAAGCCAUGUCUCGUCUACACUCCUGCGUCAAGGGCACGUCCCGAAUCGCGGCCUGCCAGCUCCGAUCCAAUGCAGACAAGGAGAGAAACUAUGAGAUUUGUCAGAGGUUGGUUCGCGAAGCUGUGGUGAAAGGUGCCAAGACUGUGUUUCUGCCGGAAGGGUUCGACUAUAUCGGUGAAAGUGGCAAGCAAUCGGUGUCGAUGGCCGAGCCUUUGGAUGGCCCGCUCAUGAGCAGAUACAAGGCGCUCGCAAAGGAGCUGGGUGUGUGGCUAUCCCUGGGUGGAUUCCAUGAACAGGGCCCGGAAGAAGACCGCAGCCGUCUCUUCAACGCACAUGUGCUGCUUGAUGACGCCGGCAGCAUCCGUAGUGUCUAUCACAAGACGCAUUUGUUUGCGUGCCAGCUGGCAACCAGCAAGGUCUCGCUGAAGGAGAGCAAUUGGUGCGUGCCGGGAAAGGAGAUCUGUCCACCGGUACCGUCACCGUCGGGUUCCAUUGGACUCAUGAUUUGCUACGAUUUGCGGUUUCCGGAGAUUUCCAGCAUCCUGCGCAGGGACGGUGCCGAGGUACUGACGUACCCAUCCGCCUUCACCGUACCCACGGGACAAGCACACUGGGAAAUCAUGUUGCGGGCACGGGCCGUGGAAAGCCAGUGCUACGUGGUGGCGGCGGCGCAAGUUGGACGACACAAUGACAAGCGCGAAUCUUACGGCCACUCAAUGAUUGUGGAUCCCUGGGGCAGAGUACUGGCGCAGUGCACGGACGAGGAAGAGUGUGUCAUCGUGGCCGAUGUGGAGGAGAAGGAACUCGAGCGCGUACGCUCGUCCAUGCCCGUCCUAGAACACCGUCGACUAGAUCUGUACACGGAUGUACAGCGACACUCCAGUGAAUCCUGAUACUGCCGCCGCUGACACGACUGAAACUGGCAGUUUUGCUUAUCAUGGAGAACUGGAAUCGAGCAGAACAUUUCACUUCAACAGCACAUUCUCCGAACGAUAAAACAAAUGUCUAGGAUGUGCGCCAACGACAAGCCUGGUUGGUGUAUCUGGCAAUCGCUGAUUUCGGCUUAUCACUGAGCAUUGCCAGCAGGGACCUGAGCGAAGGUCUGCAGAAGCUUACACUUGACUCGUCUUCUCCUUUCGACUAUCAUCAGUGUUCACCCACUGCACUAGCAUCAGUAUAGAGUGAAGUACUGGUAUACGUAUAUCUUGCAACACACUCUGCCUCAUGCAGCAGGCACUAAUCACGCUGCCAACAGUACAACAACAGUACAGCAGGCCUGUCACUGUUGACUUUGACCUUGACCAACCUAUACUAGUAGCCUGCAAGCUAGAACUGGAUUGCUGAUCUAUAUCCAUGCAAUGGUGUAUACUAUACACACAGGCGGUCUGGCAUGUACGAGAACCUAGACGCGGCAACGGCAAACUAUGGCUGUAGUCAUUUCACAGUACCGGAAGCAGAGUCCCACGACCCAAACGUAGGGCAUAGGACUGCACAAAGCACGCUAGUAUUAAUUUUGUUCUUAUUCUAUACAGACCUAUUCUCCUGCAGUGUUGUACCUGCUGUUACUAAUAGAUUUAGAUUGUAUGAUAUCCAUCCACAAUUGGGCUCACAAAUAUUUAAAAUUCAUUUGCAAAUUGAUUAAUUGUCAUGACAGACUUAACUGAUGAACUGUUGGUAAUUGACUCAAAAUUCGAUCAAAGCUUGCAGUAGCCAUAUACUUCAAGAUUUGAAGUGGACAAAGUAGUGACGACACACUCGUAGUUAUUUGCGCGGGUCCCAGCACUAGCCUUGACGGCAAGACUGAUGACACCCGGAGAUCACCACAUUUGGGAAACCCAGCGGGAUUUGUGGCAGACAGUCCACUCAUCAUGAUCUGCUGCCUCUACAGCACGUAAGCCUCGGCAGCUCGGCGAUCAGCCAGUGCAACCGGAGUCAGCUUCAGCAUUACAACUCCCCCGGCCGGAUUCACGUAGGUGGAAUAGGAGCCGGAGAAAGAUCCCAUGUCUUGAUGUUCGUACAGAUCUCGGACUGUCACAUUGCCACUCGCUGGUAGUCCAACCUGUUCAGGUUUUCAGCAAAGAUGGAGGAGACAUGGAAAGAACGACAGAAGGAGACUUACAUGUGCAAUGUCAUGGGAACGAACCAUGUGUAUGUGUGUGUUGGGUGGGGGGUGACGUUAUCGGCCCUAGCCCUACGCAGCUUGCUUAUCAUCUCGCUUAACCUUGUCCCACAGACACUUCCAUGAACUGUUCUUGCCGAUAGUAUACUAGACCAUGGCUUACCAACGUGUUGCCCUAGACGCAUUGCUACCAAUCUACGCACAUAGCAACACUGAUAGACUACAUGUACCCCACCAAUGCAUUACUCGUCCAGCCAGGCCUGUGUUUUGCCACUAUGCCCACGUGCAUAGACGGCUGGUUAUUAGCUCAUUACUACAGUACACUUAUGUUAUACACAUCUAUCUGUUACAUAUACUAGUACUUGGUCUUUCAGAA
Sycon ciliatum is the source of this 2564-nucleotide messenger RNA. Its product is annotated as deaminated glutathione amidase-like. Bases 60 to 962 code for a protein of 300 amino acids. Gene Ontology annotation, molecular function: hydrolase activity, acting on carbon-nitrogen (but not peptide) bonds, in linear amides. Lineage: Eukaryota; Metazoa; Porifera; Calcarea; Leucosolenida; Sycettidae. The record is from RefSeq and is a predicted model, not a curated record. The transcript has 6 exons.